Molecule: messenger RNA, 4331 nt
Organism: Gryllus bimaculatus (two-spotted cricket)
Lineage: Eukaryota; Metazoa; Arthropoda; Insecta; Orthoptera; Gryllidae
Source: the annotation of a GenBank genome assembly
AGCAUCUGGCAGUUAUUCAUGCUAGGAUGCAAUGUCAUAUGUGUUGCCAACUGUCGUUCCGGUCUCUCAGACAAACGGGGCAAACGGGGCAAAGAAUUCAUCAUGCAAUUGCAAUAGAUGCAAUGCGUUACGAUAAUAAUUGUGAAUAGUGUGGAUUGUGACGAUAUGCUAACGGCUACAAAUGAUUAAGAAUGCAACGUUUCCCUUAUACUGUGAAUUGUGUUUCAUUCAAUAAUCUUUACUGAACAGUAAAUAAUGGUAAAGAUAAAUAUAACCACUAUCAGUUCGGGCAUACCGUCUAAAGGUACUUCGACUUUGUCCUCGAAAAUUUUGAAUUCUUGUACCUUCACAUGAACACACGAUGGAAGUAACACGAUUAAAUUUUGGUGAAAUUAUUCCAGAAUUAGAAAAUGACAUAACAUCAUCACAUUUCCUGGCUAUUGAUGGAGAGUUCACUGGCCUGCACACAGGUCAAGAUUUCAAUGCAUUUGAUACACCACAGCAGUAUUAUGCGAAGCUCCGGUCAGGUGGAAUGGAUUUUUUGUUAGUUCAGUUGGGAUUAUGUACUUUCAGAUACAACAAAGAUACAGGACAAUUCACACAUAAAGCAUACAAUUUUUAUGUGUUUCCUCGACCUUUCUCAAGAUCUGCUCCUGAUCCAAGGUUUUUGUGUCAAAGUUCAAGUUUGGAUUUUCUUGUCUCGCAAGGAUUUGAUUUCAACAAACUUUUCAAAGAGGGUAUUCCAUACUUAACUGAAGCUGAAGAAAAAAAAUUGCGAGAGCAAUUAGAAGAAAAACAAAAAGCUCGUGCUAACAGUUCAUCAUCCAAAAAUGAAGACUCCUCUGCUUCGAUUCCAAUUCCUGAAGAACACACUGAAUUAAUUGAAGAUGUUUGUGUUCGAAUUAAUGACUUCUUAUCAAACGAUGAGCAAGAUGAAUUAAUUUUAGAUGGUUACAAUGGCUUUGUUCGCAAACUUAUUUAUCAGACUGUAGGAGAAAGAUUUGAUAGUCGCAGUAUGCAUGUAGAAACACGUGCCAUUGACAACCAUAAUCGUGCGCUAGUGUUUUGCACUCCUCUCCCAGAGUCGUAUUCAGAGUUUAAAGAACUAGUAACAUUCAUGUUUCCCAGAAUUUUGGAUACUAAGUACAUGUCAUGCAUGGACCCUUUUAAAGAUCAGAUCAGUUCAACAGUACUGGGACAUCUACAUAAAACACUCUCUGGAGAGCCAUUUGAGCUGGUCAAUGUUGCUCCAGCUGUAGAAGGUCGUGGAUAUGCUAGUGCGGAAGAGAAAGCACACGAAGCUGGUUAUGAUGCUUAUUUGACUGGAGUUUGCUUUCUCACUCUUGCUAAUUAUUUGGGAUCUUUAGAAGAGCCAGCUAAAAAGCCAGUCCUUCCAAACUCUCCGCUUCUCAGGCCAUACAUUAACAGGUUGCAUUUAAUGCGUGUUCAAGAUGUGACAUUUAUUGACCUUACAGGAGAAGAUGCUGAGCCUCCACGAGAUCAUGUGUUUCAUGUUACAUUCCCAAAAGAAUGGAAGACAUAUGAUUUGACUCAAUUGUUUAGCCCAUUUGGUUCAGUUUAUGUGUCCUGGUUGACUGAGGCAUCAGCUUAUGUGGGCUUGCAUCGACGUGAUCAAGCACAGCUUGUGUUGAAUACUUUGACACAAAGUGAUACUUAUUCUGUGGAACGAUACACAGAACAUGUCAAGAGGAUAAAACAAACACAACGCCAGUGUCGCUGCCAUCGAUCUUCACAUUCUUCCCAAAUAUACUCCCCUAGAGCAACAUCUCAGCAGCGCAAAAAACGAUCCCUUGAAGUACAACUUACAUCUACUGUGCAGCCUCUGUCCUCAUCUUAUAAUUCUGCACGCAAACGUAGUCGGAGUUUUGGAGAUUAUUCCAUCCACAGCAUAGAACCUAUCCCUGAGGAAGAAACAGAGGCAGAAGAUUCUAAAAGUGGAAAGGGGACAGUGGCUGCAGUUGCAGGAGGUCUAGCUAAAGUGAAAAGGAAGAAGGGCAAGCAGGGAGCAACUGCUAUGUUUCUGGCUGCUGCCAACAUCUCCACUGGGAAAAGGAAGCAGGAAUUUGAAGAGUGUGAUUCUUGGGAGUAGGAAGGUGCUGGGUUCAAUGAAGGUAAAGCGUUAGGUUUUCUGUUUUCCAAGGGCUUCUUUGGGAAACAAAUAUGAGGGGUUGGUUAUUCUGAGUGAUGUAGAAUGGUAGAUUUUGAGAAUAAAUCUUUUUUUUUAACAAAGUUAGGUGCAGCAACCAAUAUUUUUUCUAUUUUAGUAAAGUUGACUUUUGGCAUUUGCACCAAUUGAUAUUGUGUUAUUUAUUUCAUUAGUCAUCUCUCUGUCAUUUUAUUUGCCUUUCUGAAUUUUAUAUUUGGAAUAAGGGGAAAAAAAAGAAAAUGACAAUUGUAGAAUUGAGCCCUAAGUGUUUGAAAUACUUUUGAAAAGGAACCACCAAAAUAUUUUUUAACUUGCUCAAGGAUUUGAAAUUCUUUAUAGUGGUGUGGUCAUUGUAUCAAAUUAUGUUUGCAAAUAAGGAAAUUGUAAAAUAGAAAGGUAUGUGAUUAUUAUCUCUCUUUUAAUGUUCAAAAGGCAGAAUAUUACAUAAAAAUUAUUUCAUCUUUUUUUUUUUUUUUGUAAUUGAGGAGUAGACAAUACUUCAAUGUUAAAUUUUAUUUUCCUUAAAGAAAAAAAUUAAAAAUGUAAUAUUAAUAUUACAUUAUUAAGUCUGAUAAUGGCUUAACAGGUUAAAAAUUAAAUUACAAUUUUUUCAUGUGUUAUUGUCAAAAAGUUCUUUGAAAAUUAUUUGGUAAUGGAUCCAGUUAGAUGUUAACUAAUAAUAGUGGCCCAAGCAAUACUUCUGAAAUGAAUAGUAGAAAUGUACAAUUUACAUAAUUUUUGUAGUGGUUAUCUAUCCUAGUGAUGCAAGUUACCUUAUGUUGUUUUUGCUAAUUAAUAUUUCUUGUUGGUUGGUCUCAUUUGUAAUUAUUAUUUCUUGUAUUCCUGCAAAAUUCUCUGAAGUUUUAUAACAAACUGUUUUGCAAAAAAAUACAUGUGAGUAGAGGUAUAACUAGUUUUUGGUUUUGUCUUAGGUUAUCUGACAGUUGGCUGAUUAAGUUCUAUUGUGUUCAUUAUUUAUUUUGCAUUUAAUGCAUGUUAAUGGUUCAGAAUUUUGCCCAGACAAGGAGCUGUAAAGUAUUCAUAUCAAUGGUUCAAACUGAGCAAUGUGUAUUUAUUGUUAACUGACUUGAAAUCAAGUUAUCAAAGAUAUGCGAAAAUUAAUUUUUUGAAGAACAUUUUAAAAUAAUUACAUUUUGCAAAUUGUUCUGACAUGACUUAAGGUUUUGGUUGUUUGACAUUUUGUGUACUCUUUUGAUAAAAUGUUUGUAUCAGCACAAAGCUCUGAAAAGUUUUAUUUUAGAACUAAGAAAAAUGUAAUUUUUUUUUGUUGCUCUAAUUGCAGAAUGUAUUUACUAAGUGUGAUUAAAUAAUUUCAGAGAUGGCUAAAUUGAACACAUUAGGAAUGUUGCAGUAAUUGUUAGUUCAUGAUUAAUUUAUGAAAGUGUUUGGUUUUCAUCUGUUUGUUAUUGUAGAAUAUUAUAGAUUAAGGAAAAAAAAAAAAAAGCUUUUGGGGAUAUUAAAUUAAUGUAACUGUAGGUAACAUUAAUAUGUAUUUUUGCAAAGUACAAGAGAGUAAUUUUAGAUUUUAUUCCCAUGUGAAAGAGUUAAGCAUGUUUUGAGUUAUGGGUGCAGAUUUUCAAGGGUGAAUUAAAGCUGUUUACUUUCAAGUGUUGUACAUGAUUUUAUUCACUACCUCUAUAAGUUAAAUUAAAUAUAGUUAUUAUGAGUUAAUGCUCAGUUUAACACAUUUUUGUGUGGAAUGAGUAUAUUAUCAAGGAAACAGAAGCAAAUAAACUAGCCAGCUAACAAUGUUGUGAGUUGUGUAAAUUGUAUUAAAUUAUGAAAUAAAAUUUGCUGCAAUGAAUUGGAACACCACUAAAAAAUAUAAACAUUUGUGUUAUCAAGAGCAACAAAAUAAAAAUUUAGUUUACACGGUGGUACUAGAUACUGAUAGUUUAAACGCUGCACAUGAAACUUAAACAUGCUCCCUUUUAUUUAAUUGAGAAAUAUCUGCCUACACCCAUUACAUUUUGUAAUUGUUGAUUCUUAAGUACAUUGAUUGAAAUAGACAAAUAUUUUAAGACAGAGGGAUGACUGUAUUUAUGUGUUAAAUGUAAAUGCAAUUUACGUUAUGAUUUCAAUAUUUGCAUUACAGGAAGGUGAUGUGAGAAUCUCCGGGGAAAAAAAUCAGUGUUCCGGUAAG